Scophthalmus maximus (turbot) is the source of this 3071-nucleotide messenger RNA. RefSeq names its product polyhomeotic-like protein 2. Bases 433 to 1275 code for a protein of 280 amino acids. Lineage: Eukaryota; Metazoa; Chordata; Actinopteri; Pleuronectiformes; Scophthalmidae. The transcript is spliced from 7 exons. The record is from RefSeq and is a predicted model, not a curated record. Gene Ontology annotation, cellular component: PRC1 complex; nucleus. Gene Ontology annotation, molecular function: protein binding; zinc ion binding.
AGAGAGAGAGAGAGGAGUGUAGUGUGGUGCAGUCGGGAUCAGGAGAAAAGCCCAAACGCACAGAGAGGACAUGAAGGCGUCGCUGAGUUCACGCGUCCUCGUGUGACGGGACGGGACGGGACGGGACGACGGGAAGGGACGGGACGACGGGACGACGGGACGGGACUGACGGGACGGGCCUGACGGGACGGGACGGGACGGGCCUGCGCUUCGUCCGUUCCCGGGCAGCGGGCUCUCUCCCCCUCUCCCCCCCCCGGCGGGGGGAGGCGCAGUGGUAGUCGAUGGCCGCGGUGUGUUCGGGGCCGUCGAACAAAGAGCCUUCCUCGCCUCCGCCCCAUCGUUGCCGUGCGCAGCGACGCAGCGACGCAGCGGCCCCCGGUCGACCGGACUCUGCCUCCACCCUCGCUGUGAGAAGCGGCCUGCGCUCCAGUCAUGACCUCUGGCAACGGGAACACUGACAGCAGCCAACACAAUGGAGAGAGCAAACCAGCCCAGGCCUUAGUCACGUCCCACGUCCUCACCCAUCUCAUCGAAGGCUUCGUCAUCCAGGAGGGGGCUCGGCCUUUUCCUGUAGAACGUCCAUCUUUCUCAAUCGAGAGCCUACGGAGACACACAGCAGAUUUAAAGAUGGAUGUCCUUUCGCCAAAAGAGUUAAAGGCCCAGCAGGAGCCCACUCUGACCUGUGAGCUGUGCGGCAGGGUGGAUUUUGCCUACAUCUUCAAAAGGUCGAAGAGGUUCUGUUCUACGGUGUGUGCCAAACGCUACAACGUGGGAUGCACCAGGAGAAUGGGUCUCUUCCCGAACCGCAAAACCACCCUGGAAAACAUGAGGAAGCAACGAGCGCUGAACGCAGACCACACCGACUCCAGUUCAGAAUCUAAAAGGAAGAAACCUGCAGCUGCUCUGUCCACCGGGCGCUCUGUCCACCCUGCACGGGGAGAGUCCAGCCAAUGUUCAGACGCGUCCGGCUACCAAAAAAGCCCACCGCCCCGGUCCGCGCCCCAGCGGGGGCCCGCGGUGCGCGACUCCGAGCUGCCCCUGCUGCCUCACAGCUUCCUGCCCAGUGACCCUGGCCUGUGGAACAUCCAGGACGUCUACGAGUUCAUCUCCUCCCUGCCAGGUUGUCUGGAGAUUGCCGAGGAGUUCCGUUCUCAGGAGAUCGACGGACAGGCCCUGCUGCUGCUGAACGAGGACCACCUCAUGGGAGCCAUGAACAUCAAACUGGGCCCCGCACUCAAGAUCUUUGCCCAGAUCAGUACGCUGAGAGACUCGUAGCCCGUCUCACAAGCACAACGUGCGCAGGAGGACGCCACGUGUCGGCCGACUCGGUUGAGAGUCCGGGUUCUGGGCCAGAGUUGCGCCAAGUUUUUAAUUUUAUUUUUUGUCAUGGCCUGCUGAAGGACGUCAGCUAGGACUGUUCGCCUCGUGUUGUACACUGAUCCCUUCUCUCUCCGAGCAGACCUCACCCCACAUUGACGUCAGCUGGGUUUCAUUUUUUUACGUGUUACGUGUUACUGUACCUUGGGCUCCCGCAGCACACGUGUAAGGUUAGCAGUCGAUGUGUUCUGGUAUUUUCCACAGGAUCGCAUCUGAUGUGUCCUUCCACCUCUGGACAGUUAGUUGCAGGCCUAUUACUGAUGAGACAGAAUCACUGUUUAGAUCUCUUCAGCUGCCUCAAAGGAGAGAAAGAUGACGUCAGGCAGGCGCAAAUGUUGACCAAAAGCAUUUCAUUUUAUUUUUUUUUACUCUGAACAAAGGUCUUUUCCAUUAAAGGUGCAAAACAAAGGAGAAAGAAGAAGGCUGAGCUCUUUGCUCUUUUCUCUUUGUUGCACAUACAUUGAUUUAUUUGUGGCCACCACCAUAAUAUACCAGCACUGACUGCCAAAGAUAGAUUUUUCUAUUUUUUUUAAACACUUGAGAAAAUGAGUUUCCCUUUUUCAUUGUGGCGACCUUUCCUGGAUGAACCCAGUGUCAGCUGGGAUUGACUUCCCCCCGACCAUUCAAGGAUAUUUAGAUGUAGAUGUAGAUGUAGAUAGAUAAAGAUGGAUGGAUGUCAUUGUAGAGCUGAGCUCUCUCCCCCUCCCCCACACUGACACAGAUGUAUUGACCCAUCUGUUAAGCCACGCUGCAGAAGUUCGUGUUUAUGUGCAUAUGGAGUGAGCGAGGGAGUGAGGUCUGAUCACAGGAGAGACACGUUCCAAUGCCAGGCGUGAACCGACGAACUCAGCGGUUCGGCUUGUGAUCGGAUCCCAGGAGACGGAUGUUAAGGCACCUUCCAGCCACACUGAGUUCCCUGGUGCUGAGCAGCCCCCCAGUUUGACGGGAGGCGCGUGAAUCCCGCGGUCUCGGUCGGCGGAUCAGUGUCAUGGUGCUUCUGAACAACACGGAAACUGUUUGAAUAACAUUCUAUAUUUUAUUAGGAGGUUCAGUUCAGUUUAUUUUGUAUCUUCUACAUGUUGCUGGUGUAAAUUGACAAUUGGAUUUUUUUUCUCAUGUGACUACGCCACUUGACUAGCUCUGUAUCAGAAAAAAGUGAAUGUGACAUUAAUGAAGACAGGAAUAUAUGUUAUUUUCUGUUCCGCGGUGAUCAGGUAGUCUAUGCACACAGGAAGUGCCUAUGGUGUCACGUUGACGCAGAGGUAUGAUUUCAGUUUUUUUUAAUCUUCAUAACACUUUUACCAAAGUCAAGUGAAUGUCCCCGUGUCACUAGAAAGGGGAGGCACCCGUUUGUGAUCCACAAAGUGUAUUCUUCUACUUCUUGUUCAUCAAGACCAUGAAACUGACACUCAUUUCACUAAAGAUGCCAUCACAACUGGUUUAUUCCCCCAAAAAAUCAGUCGGAGGAGCACUGCGAUCCCUGUGUGAGCAUCGGUGUUGUUUCCUAUAGUGCGAGCUGACAUGACAUCACAAAUCUUUACAAGACCGAAGGCAUCGUUGUCGUGGUAAUAGCAGAUGUAUAGUCUGGUAAGUGGUAGACACGGUUUCUGUCUUUCAGAAUGAUACAUUUUUUUCCUCUUUUUUACAGAAUUCCAGAUUUUUCACUGAAAAAUAAAACCGUUUGAUGAAAGAAA